UAAUAGAGACUUGAACGUUCAAUGCGGUAUGUGAUUAGACACGGGAUUAAGUCUAUAGUGUAAUUAACUAAGUCUUCAGCGAGGGGGAGCAACCGUGACGAUGUUGUGCGGGGUGACGGUGUGUUGACGGGACAUACAUACAUAUAUGAGUUGAGAUAGUGGCCAAGUGUUUACCAGUGUGUGCGUAAAGUAUUUAAUGAAAUACGCAGUUACCAAGGCAAUGCGUGUUUUGUGUGUGCACUAGUACCUACAUAAGUGUAAGUGUUCGCUUGGCAAAAGGAAAUUUUUGGUGAAUUUCGGACUUUGAAGUAAUUGCUGAUCUGAGAAAAUAUGUAUGUAUGUAUUUAUUCAUCAACUCGGGGAUAUUGGCGAAAACGAAGGGCGGAUGAAGAAGCGUUGGAAUUGAGAAAAUCAUUAUAAACGGUUUCGGGUUGAGUACAUUCUCUUUAUCGCCGUGGAAAUAAAUUGAAGAAUAAAUAUUUCUAUUAUGCACACAUUCUUGGUCAUGUAUGUAUUUACAUACAUACGUGCAUGAACAAAUUUGAUAAGGAUAAUUUAAAACUAAUUAAAUGACUGCAGUGAUAGGGCUGCCAUCAAAUGUGUUUCGCUAAUAAGAAGAUUUUACAGUGCAUGUAUAGAAGCCGUCGUUAAACCGCGAAAUGAUUUAACAAAAAACAUGCAACUUUUCUUCAAACUGUGAAAAGAACUAUAGCUGAAAAAGCUCUGUAACAACGCCGCCCAAAACUUCUAAUUACCAAUCAAAAAAUAAUUCCACACAAUUCCAUACCGUUUUUCAAUCAACACAUCCGCCAUCAGCCUCUUCGAGAGAAUGAGCGGUCUCGGACCCGCCGCCUGCUGGCUUGCUCACAAACGUAUCGAAUCGUGGUCGCGUAUGGCCAAGGAGCGUGUCGGCGCCGUGCGUCGCGUAACUCUCGAUCGCAAUUCGGAAGAUAAUAAUGGUGCGACGACAUCUGCGUCAUCCACACCGCCGCCACCGCCUAUGACGCCACCACCAUCCGCUUCGUCGGUAACAUCGACCACCAGUGGGAUUGGCAGUGGGGCGGGAAGCGUCAGCGAUAGCUAUGAUUUACCAACGGACUCUGAGGUUUUUGAGAAACUUUGCCCAUUUACAGAGGUGAAUGUCGUGAAAGAGACACAGCCCAUACAACCACCAUCCACUUUGGGCGGUUCAGCUCACAUUAUAAAUGCAGACGUGCUGCGGGGUCCGACAGAGGCUCUUCAUAGCCCAUUACACUUACAUCACCAGAGUCGUUCUUUUCCUCCGCGCCUGCAGCGCACGCCAUCUAUAUCUAGUCAAUCGAGCGUGGAUAGCGCACCAUCAAGACAUUCGGCACACCGUGGCUCAUCACCUCAGAUUCGUACAUUCGGGCCCGAUGGACGAAGCUCACAUCCGGCCGACCCCGGCUUUCCUCAUCACUUAGCUCGUUCACCAAGUCCAAUGCGUACAAUUUCACUUGAUGCCCGUUGCGGUAGUCCCGCUUCGACUGAUGUGAGUGACUUGCGUACGCCCAGCCCCUCUCAAAGUAGCCUCGCCUCGAUAGCCGGAGGAUCGGCUGCUUCCAAUAUAAGCAUGACCACGGCAAAGGUCGGUCGGUGUCUCUCGCCUCUCUUAAUUCCGCCACGCACGCCAGCGGGUGUGGACCCUGCCAUUGGACCAGCCUCGCCAUUAGGUGCUUUGCAGCCCGACCUGUAUCGUGUUCCAGACGGCCCGAUGUAUUUGACAGCACCUGAGUCCAGUCCAGCUCUUGGACGCUUGCAUUUGCGUGUGAAAUACGACUAUCAUCUUUUCGAUUUGACUGUACACCUGAUCGAAGCUCACAACCUUUGCCCGAUUGAGGAGGGAGGUUUUCGCGAUCCAUAUGUGCGCGUUCUGCUUGAGCCUGAAGUAGACAACCGAAAACGACAGACACAUAUACAUCGGGGUGAAUCAAAUCCAUACUUUGAUCAGCAUUUCAAGUUCCCCGUUUCACGCGACCAGCUCCAAGGCAAAGAACUCAAAUUGCAAGUUUUAGAUUAUGAUCGUUACUCUCACAAUGACAUAAUCGGAGAGAUACGCAUCUCUGUAGAUGAAUUGGAUCUGUCUAAAUCGGUGGAGAUCUGGGGGGACUUGUUGCGUGUCAAGAAGCCACAAGAAAAUCGACCUGAACUCUUAUGUUCGCUUAACUAUUUACCGCAAGCCGAACGUCUAACAAUUGUAAUUAUGAAGGCAAAGAACUUAGAUACUCUACAAGAACCCUAUGUUAAGAUUUACCUCAUUCAAAAUGGGAAAAGAGUUAAGAAGAAGAAGACAAGCAUUAGCAAAUCUGACGAUCCUGUUAAUCCCAUAUGGAAUGAAGCGUUCACAUUUAACUUACAAUCUGCAUACUUGCACAAUGCGGCGAUAGAGAUUUACGUUGUUGGCUCAGGUGGAGAAGCAACAGAAAUUGGCAGCUGUGGCCUUGGUCCACAAGAAAUCGGUACUGGCUGCCAGCAUUGGCAUGACAUGAUCAAUAAUGCGCGUAAGCCGACAGCAAUGUGGCACUUCAUACGUUAAAAACAAUUUAUUUUAUGUAUAAAUAUACACAUAUAUAUAUUUAGCUAAACACAUUCAUAAAUACAUACAUACAUAUGUAAGUAUUUACAUUUCUAAAUAAAUGUAUAGCGACGUGGCGUGCAUACGUACUUAUAUAUGUAUAUAUGUACAUAUGUGCAAAUAUCUGUGGGAUUCACAACGGUGUCUUAAGUGUCGCAUUGUUGUAUGGACCUUAAAAGCUUAAAAAAAGGCUUUAGAGAACUUAAAACCACAGCCAACUAUUUUUUAACACUGCGAAAAUUCAUAAUAUGACUUUGAUGGUCCUUUCUGAACCCUCUUAAUAAUUUUUUUUUGGCGUUUAAAGUUUACGAUAUACAACAAUACGACACUUACGACACCGCUGUGAAUACCCCAACCGUCUAUAUGCAAAUACACUUUUUAAGCUUUCUCCGAAAA
Messenger RNA from Rhagoletis pomonella (apple maggot), 2989 nucleotides. RefSeq names its product synaptotagmin-7. The transcript is spliced from 10 exons. The record is from RefSeq and is a predicted model, not a curated record. Gene Ontology annotation, biological process: calcium-ion regulated exocytosis; regulation of calcium ion-dependent exocytosis; regulation of dopamine secretion. Gene Ontology annotation, molecular function: phosphatidylserine binding; calcium-dependent phospholipid binding; calcium ion binding. Bases 830 to 2554 code for a protein of 574 amino acids. NCBI's taxonomy places the organism in Eukaryota, Metazoa, Arthropoda, Insecta, Diptera, Tephritidae.